UUAUUUUUUGGUAAAUUGUGCUUUCAACCAAAAUUCAAAUACCGCGCCAUGAGGAGAUGUGGCAGCUAUGUGCGCGUCGUCACUGCAGUAUAUAAAUAGGCGCGCAGUGCGGCCAUUCUUUCCUUCCCUUCAACGAGACGACAUGUCUCACCGCAAGUUUAGCGCCCCUCGCCAUGGGUCUAUGGCCUUCUACCCCAAGAAGCGGUCGAGCCGCCACCGCCCCAAGGUGAAGGCUUUCCCUAAGGAUGACCGCACCAAGCCUAUCCAUUUGACUGCCUUUUUGGGCUACAAGGCUGGCAUGACUCAUGUUGUGCGUGUAGCAGACAAGCCAGGGUCAAAAAUUAACCGCAAGGAGGUUGUAGAGGGAGUGACCAUCCUUGAGACACCUCCUAUGGUCUGUGUUGGUGUGGUGGGAUACAUUAACACUCCAAGGGGCAUGCGUGCCUUCAAGACUGUUUGGGCUGAACAUCUUUCUGAGGAGUGUAAGAGGCGCUUCUACAAGAACUGGCACAAGUCUAAGAAGAAGGCCUUCACCAAUGCUACCCAGAAGUGGCAAGACCAAGUGGGCAAGAAAGUCAUUGAGAAGGAUCUUGCCAAGAUGAAAAAGUAUUGCAGUGCUGUUCGCAUCAUUGCCCACACUCAGAUCAAGAUUUUGAAGAAGAGGCAGAAAAAGGCCCACAUAAUGGAAAUUCAGCUGAAUGGUGGAACCAUUGCUGACAAGAUCGAUUGGGCCGUUUCCCACUUUGAAAAGCAGAUUCCUGUGGAAAAUGUCUUUGGUCAAGACGAGAUGGUGGAUGUUAUUGGUGUUACAAAGGGAAAGGGAGUCAAGGGUGUGACUUCUCGAUGGCAUACCAAGAAACUGCCCCGCAAGACUCACAAGGGUCUGCGCAAGGUUGCUUGUAUUGGUGCCUGGCAUCCUAGCCGUGUCCAGUUUACGGUUGCCAGGGCUGGUCAGAAGGGCUACCAUCACCGUACUGAGAUGAACAAGAAGAUCUACCGCAUUGGAAAGGGUGUCCAUACCAAGGAUGGAAAGGUGGUGAAGAAUAAUGCUUCCACUGAGUAUGACUUUACUGAGAAGACUAUCACCCCAAUGGGUGGCUUCCCACACUAUGGUGAGGUUAACCAGGACUUUGUCAUGAUCAAGGGAUGUUGUGCUGGACCCAAGAAGAGGGUAGUCUGCCUCAGGAAGUCCCUACUGGUCCAGACAAAGCGUGUUGCCCUGGAGAAGAUUGACCUGCACUUCAUUGAUACCAGCAGCAAGAUGGGUCAUGGUCGCUUCCAGACCAGUGCUGAGAAGUCUGCCUUCAUGGGUCCCCUCAAGAAGGACAAAAAGAAGUUGCUCCAGCAAUAAACUACUGUUGGAUA
Molecule: messenger RNA, 1365 nt
Organism: Portunus trituberculatus (swimming crab)
Lineage: Eukaryota; Metazoa; Arthropoda; Malacostraca; Decapoda; Portunidae
Gene: RpL3
Product: 60S ribosomal protein L3-like
Exons: 8
Coding region: 68-1351 (427 amino acids)
Biological process (GO): ribosomal large subunit assembly; translation
Cellular component (GO): ribosome; cytosolic large ribosomal subunit
Molecular function (GO): structural constituent of ribosome; RNA binding
Source: RefSeq, a predicted model, not a curated record